AUGGCUGCAGAUUUCCGAGUGCCUAAAGUUCCAAAAUCCUACGCUGAAGCUUUAUGGCCAUUCUCUGUGACGCUUCACGCGUGGUUGGAGCUGAAGGUCUUGAAGCAAUUCACGCGAAAAGUAGAUAAUGUGGAAAUAGAUACUUUUUGGGUGGAAGAUGGAAGCGGAGGAUAUGGAGAUUAUCCAAUUCCCAGUGCCAGCUCCGCCACAAUUCUGAGAAUGGAAAGCAAAGGAAAAAUCUUAAUUAACGGUAUAAAGCUCGCUAGAAUUACUUUACUGAACAACAAAUAUCAACAGGAUAGCUCUAAUCAAACCUCAGAGCGUGGAGUUUGA
Sclerotinia sclerotiorum 1980 UF-70 is the source of this 333-nucleotide messenger RNA. RefSeq lists its product with no specific name. NCBI's taxonomy places the organism in Eukaryota, Fungi, Ascomycota, Leotiomycetes, Helotiales, Sclerotiniaceae. The transcript is spliced from 3 exons. The record is from RefSeq and is a predicted model, not a curated record. The coding region runs from base 1 to 333 and encodes 110 amino acids.